This is a messenger RNA of Plodia interpunctella (Indianmeal moth), 1302 nucleotides long. RefSeq lists its product as uncharacterized. Lineage: Eukaryota; Metazoa; Arthropoda; Insecta; Lepidoptera; Pyralidae. The coding region runs from base 171 to 1007 and encodes 278 amino acids. The transcript has a single exon. The record is from RefSeq and is a predicted model, not a curated record.
AAAUAUCACUCUUCAAAAUCAGUUAGUUCUUUAAAUGUAUACUUGAACUCAACCUGAAUAUAUCGAAUCAAAAUUAUACUGACGCUACCAUUAUCAUUAUAAUGACCCUAUCGUGGACCGAUUGAAAGAUAAAGUAGACACCUUAACUGCCUAUAUAUAUAUUUAUACUAAUGACAACAAAUGUGCGCAGUACCAAAUCUGUAGACGUAGCAACCGGUCGUGCAAUGAGUUUCUCCGACAAAGUAGUGAUCGUGACCGGCGCUAGCUCGGGCAUCGGAGCUGCUACUGCUGUGCUCUUCAGCCACAGUGGAGCCAGGGUAGUGCUGGUGGGCAGGAACCAAGAUAAACUGAAAAAUGUUGUUGAAAAAUGCAACAAAGGAGGCACCGCUUCCCUAGCGGUGGUCGCAGACAUCAGUAAAGACAGCGAUGUUGAGAAGAUAUUUAAACAAACCAUCGACACAUUUGGCAAACUGGACAUCCUUGUUAACAACGCAGGGAUAGUUGUCCACGGAAGCAUACUCAAUGGCAAUCUACUGCAAGCGUAUGACCAAACCAUGCAAACGAACAUGCGAGCUGUUAUCAAACUGACAACCCUUGCUGCACCCUAUCUGAUCGAAUCGAAAGGCUGCAUCGUAAACGUAUCAAGUACUGAAGGAAAGAGGUCGUUGAUGACACACCACCUAUCCUACAUGGUCAGCAAGGCCGCUUUAGACCAUUUCACGAGAGGAGCCGCUUUGGAAUUAGCACCUAAUGGGGUCAGAGUAAACUCAAUUAGUCCUGGACCUGUGAGAACGAAUAUUUUGGAAAAUAGUGGCCUGAAUAAUAUAGUUAAAUGGGACGACAUCGCAAAGACAAUGUUACUGGACAGAAUUUCUGAGUCAGAGGAGAUCGCUGAGCUCAUUCUAUAUUUAGCCAGCGAGAAGGCCAAAGGUAUCACUGGAUCAGACUUCGUUUGCGACAAUGGUGCUCUCUUGGGUAGCAAGGAACCCUUAAACUAUGUUAGAUAAUUUUGUUUUCAUAAACUUUAGUUAUAAGAAUAUUGGCACACAUAUAUCCUACAACAAGCCAACAUGACUUGGGUUUGCCGCUUCUUUCGGGACCAGAAGUCCUACCGCGAAACAUAGCACGUUUUAAAAGUCUUGGUGGCGCCAUCUAUUAUCUUUAUGUUCAAAACUAAAAUAUAACAAAAUUAAAUUGAAAAUUCUAAUUAUUUCUAUAUCAGACUUUAAUCGAUAAAAACAAUUUGUUUAUAUUCUGUUUACACCUUUCUACAAAAUUUUAAAGUAAAUCGUCUCCGUGGUU